UUGGUUUCUAUAAAUGAGAAGAAGACGAUGUUUCGUAUGGAUCCCAAGCAACCAUACAACACAGUUGGCUGCGAUGGUCUUCCGAUCCCUGGGCGCCGUUAUAUGCUAGGAGAUGUCUACUAUGUAACUUACAACCAAGACACUGGUUUGCAUCAAGCUUACAAAUAUCACUAUGCGGAACCAGCUUACUGUGGCAUCGUUCGUCUAGUUCAUCAGGAAGGAGCGGAUGAAGGAGCAAGACACGCUCUCAUUCAAUGGCGAAUUGAACGGAAUCCAAUCAUUGGUGAUAAAUUUGCAUCUCGACAUGGACAGAAAGGAAUAAACUCUUUCCUGUGGCCUGUCGAAAAUAUGCCGUUUAGUGAAAGUGGAAUGGUUCCGGAUAUAAUUUUCAAUCCUCAUGGUUUCCCCAGUCGGAUGACCAUAGGUAUGAUGAUUGAGAGCAUGGCAGGAAAAGCAGCGGCUAUGCAUGGUGAGGUCUACGAUGCUUCUCCUUUCGUUUUCAACGAAAAGCACACUGCUAUCAACCAUUUUGGAGAAUUAUUAUCUAAAGCUGGGUAUAAUUAUCUUGGGAAUGAAACAUUUUAUUCUGGAGUGGAUGGGCGCCAGAUGGAGGUUCAAAUCUUCUUUGGAGUUGUUUACUAUCAACGACUCAGGCACAUGAUUGCAGACAAAUUCCAGGUGAGGGCAACUGGCCCUAUAGAUCCCAUAACGCAUCAACCAGUUAAAGGUCGUAAGAAAGGAGGUGGUAUCCGGUUUGGAGAAAUGGAGAGAGAUGCGAUAAUUGCUCAUGGAACUGCUUUUGUGUUGCAGGAUCGAUUAUUGAAUUGUUCCGAUCGUGAUGUAGCAUAUGCCUGCCGACGAUGUGGUUCGCUGCUGUCAGUGUUGAUGAGCACAAAGGCACAAGCUGUUCGAAGUAGAAAGGUGUGUAAAGUUGAAUUAUGGUCUGAGGAUACAUGUGGUUAG
Molecule: messenger RNA, 963 nt
Organism: Strongylus vulgaris
Lineage: Eukaryota; Metazoa; Nematoda; Chromadorea; Rhabditida; Strongylidae
Source: the annotation of a GenBank genome assembly